AUGCCUGAUGUUAUUGCCAUGCCUGAUGAUAUUGCCAGACCUGAUGAUAUUGCCAGAUCUGAUGAUAUUGCCAGAUCUGAUGAUAUUGUCAGGCUUGAAGAUAUUGCCAGACCUGAUGAUAUUGCCAGACCUGAUGUUAUUACAAGACCUGAUGAUAUUACCAGAUCUGUUGGAAUUGCCAUACCUGAUGAUAUUGCAAGAUCUGAUGAUAUUGCCAGACCUGAUGAUAUUGUCAGACCUGAUGAUAUUGCCAGACCUGAUGAUAUUGCCAGAUCUGAUGAUAUUGCAAGACUUGAUGAUAUUGCCAGACUUGAUGAUAUUGCCAGAUCUGAUGAUAUUGCAAGACCUGAUGAUAUUGCCAGACUUGAUGAUAUUGCCAGAUCUGAUGAUAUUGCAAGACCUGAUGAUAUUACCAGACCUGAUGAUAUUACCAGACUUGAUGAUAUUGCCAGACCUGAUAAUAUUGCAAGACCUGAUGAUAUUACCAGACCUGAUGAUAUUGCCAGACUUGAUGAUAUUGCCAGAUCUGAUGAUAUUGCAAGACCUGAUGAUAUAACCAGACCUGAUGAUAUUACCAGACUUGAUGAUAUUGCCAGACCUGAUGAUAUUGCAAGAUCUGAUGAUAUUGCCAGAUCUGAUGAUAUUGCAAGACCUGAUGAUAUUGCCAGACCUGAUGAUAUUGUCAGAUCUGAUGAUAUUGUCAGACCUGAUGAUAUUGCAAGACCUGAUGAUAUUAACAGAUCUGUUGAUAUUGCAAGACCUGAUGAUAUUACCAGACCUGAUGAUUUUACCAGAUCUGUUGGUAUUGCCAGAUCUGAUGAUAUUGCCAGACCUAAUGAUAUUGUCAGGCUUGAUGAUAUUGCCAGACCUGAUGAUAUUGCCAAACCUGAUGAUAUUGCCAGACUUGAUGAUAUUGCCAAACCUGAUGAUAUUGUCAGGCUUUGA
This is a messenger RNA of Ruditapes philippinarum (Manila clam), 945 nucleotides long. RefSeq lists its product as uncharacterized. The record is from RefSeq and is a predicted model, not a curated record. Lineage: Eukaryota; Metazoa; Mollusca; Bivalvia; Venerida; Veneridae. The coding region runs from base 1 to 945 and encodes 314 amino acids. The transcript is spliced from 3 exons.